AUGCAGGAGAAUCAUGAAAAUGCAACGGUCUGCUCCCAGCAGCUAAAGUGCCACCGCCCUCCCAGCUCCGUUCCAGUUCUGCUAAAGCUAAGCCAAAAGCAGCUAAAGUUCUGCCCCGUUGCUCCGCAAGUUGUUAAAGGCUCAGCCCCAGCCUGGCCUGUUGUUAAAGCAGCUCUGGUUGCUCAGUCCUGCCUCAGCCUGGGCCUCCCAGCCCCUGGCUCAGCCAGCUCACCAGCUCCCGUCCUGCUCAGCUCACCAGCCUGGCCUGCCCCAGCCUCAGCCAGCCUGCCUGCCUGCCCAGCCCUGGCCUCAGUCCCUGGCCCAGCUGGCCCCAGCCCGCACCAGCCCCGCCUCAGCUCCGCCCCAGCCCGGCCCCAGCCCGGCCCAGCCCCAGCUCCCAGCCCCAGCCCCCAGCCCCCAGCCUGGCUCACAGCCCCCGCCCAGCCCGGCCCAGCUCCCGGCCCCGGCCCACCAGCCCAGCCCCGCCCCAGCCCCCUGCCCAGCCCGCGCCCCGGGCCCGUCAGCCCGGCUCUGUGCCUGCCUCCGCCCUGGCCCCCAGCCCCCGCUCCGCUCAGCCUGGCCCAGCCCUGCCUGCUCAGCCCCAGCCUCCCAGCCUCGCCCAGCCCGCUGGGCCCGCGCCUGGCUCAGCCCCAGCCCCAGCCUGGCUCAGCCUCAGCCUGCCCCGCCUGCGCCCGCCUCAGCCUCACCAGCCUGGGCUCCAGCCCUGCCCCCGCCCAGCCUGCCUCAGCCCGCCCAGCUCAGCCUGUGCCCCCAGCCUCAGCCUGCGCCUGCUCAGCUCCCGUCUGCAGCCUGGCUCAGCCUGGGCUCAGCCUGCCGCUCAGCCUGCAGCCCGGCUCAGCCUGGGCCUCAAACCUGCCUCAGCCUGCUCAGCCUCUGCCUCAGCCCCCCAGCCCGGCCCCAGCCCCAGCCUGCCCAGCCCUGCCCAGUCUGCCCCAGCCCAGCCCAGCCCCACCUGUGCCCCUGGCCCCAGCCCCAGCCCAGCCCCAGCCCCAGCCCCAGCCCCGUCUGCCCACGGCCAACAGCCCAGCCCCAGCCCGGCCCCAGCCCCGGCCCAGCUGGCCCGUCCAGCCCGCCCAGCCCCUGCCCCUGCCCCAGCCCGUGCCCCAGCCCGGCCCACACCAGCCUGUCGCCUCCGGCCCCCAGCCCGCCUGUGCCCUGGCUCCAGCCCGCCCAGCCCCCCAGCCCCGCUCCAGCCCGAGCCCCAGCCCCGACUGGGUGCUCCAGCCUGCCUGCUCCGCCCAGCCCUCAGCCCGCCAGCCCAGCCUGGGCCCCAGCCCCGGCUCCAGCCCGCCCCAGCCCCUGCUCAGCUCAGUCUGCCCGCGCCAGCCGGCUCAGCCCUGGGCUCCCAGCCCUCAGUGCCCAGCCUGCUCAAAGCCUGGCUCCAGCCUGCUGGCCCCAGCCCGCUCAGCCCGCCUGCCCGGCUCCCAAAGCCUGCCCAAAGCCUGCCCAGCCCUGUGCUCCCAGCUCCUGCCAGCCUGCCUCAGCCUGGGCUCAGCCCUGCCUGCCUGGCUCAGCCCAGCCAGCUCAGCCUGUUUGUGCCAGCCUGCUCCACUGCCUGGCCUGCCUGCCUCAGCCUGCCUAAAGCUUGGUUUAAAGGUUGUUUAA
This is a messenger RNA of Armigeres subalbatus, 1626 nucleotides long. RefSeq lists its product as uncharacterized. The coding region runs from base 1 to 1626 and encodes 541 amino acids. Lineage: Eukaryota; Metazoa; Arthropoda; Insecta; Diptera; Culicidae. The record is from RefSeq and is a predicted model, not a curated record. The transcript has 3 exons.